Lathyrus sativus (Indian pea) is the source of this 2640-nucleotide messenger RNA. The record is from the annotation of a GenBank genome assembly. Lineage: Eukaryota; Viridiplantae; Streptophyta; Magnoliopsida; Fabales; Fabaceae.
AUGGAUCUAGCGGUGGUUGGUCGACACGCGAUGCUCUUCGACGACGACGGCAUGGCGGCGUUCGUAAACUCGCCGGAAGCUCUCGUUGAUUGGAACUCUCUCUCAAUCGAUCGCUACGAUGUUCGACAUCUCCUCUCCGGUCCCAUUCCUCCUCGCCCCAAGCGCCGCCCUCUUCAUCCUCCUUCUUCCAUCGAAGCAGACCUUGACCAUCAACGUUAUCUCGAUCUUCCUUCAUCUCCUCCUCAUGAACAACCACAAGAUGAUGAUUCAGGUGCAGUGGAUUCAGCUGGCUAUCGUGCUGUUGCAUUUUCAUAUGAAAAUUCUAAUGUGUCAACUGAGACAAAGGGCAAUGAUACUGAGUCUGGUUUUCGUCCCAACUUUCCAGUACCAGAAAGCUUACUUCAUAACCUGCCUCCAAAUGAGAAGCUACAUCAGAUUAUUUCAAGGACUGCAAUAUUUGUCAGCAAGCAUGGAAGCCAAUCAGAAAUUAUUCUGAGGGUGAAACAAGGAGAUAAUCCAACAUUUGGGUUCCUGAUGCCUGAUCAUCAUCUUCAUCCGUAUUUUAGGUUUCUUGUUGAUCAUCAAGAACUUCUGAAUGUCGAAAAAGUUGAUGUAGAUUCAGCAUUGGACAAGAACAGAAGUCAGGGGCCGGAUCAAACAGGUGGCGCAUUGUCUUUGCUUGGAUCUGUCUAUGGAUAUGGAGAGGAUGAGGAUUGUACAACAGAAAAUACUAGUGACCUUGAUAGAAACACACGUGUGGGAGUUGUUGAUUCCACUUAUGCCUCUACAAGGAUAGAACGAACAGAAUCAUCCUCAGAUCCAGCCAAGGAUGAAAGCAUUUCUAAAAACCAAAUACCUUUUAAAGAAAAAGUUCCUGUUAUAAAGCGGAAUCAGUCUAUCGGUAACGUUAAGAUCGUAACUUCAGGAAAGGUAAAAACAGGAGAUAUCCUGGAUUCAGGGUCUAAUGCUGCAAAUAAAUCACAGACUUCUGUACCCAGUACAGCUAAGAUUGAAUUGCCUGUUGUUGAACCUCCAUCUGACAUAAGAGUAGUUAUUGAGAGGAUCGUUGAGUUCAUCUUAAAAAAUGGCAGGCCAUUUGAGGCCGUUCUUGCUGAACAGGAUCGUGCUCAUGGAAGGUUCCCAUUUCUUCUGCCUUCUAAUCAGUAUCAUACUUACUAUCUGAAAGUUCUUCAAACUGCUGAAGAGUCUAAAUUACCAGGUAAGGGCUACCAGAAGUACAAUCCAGCUGGUCGGGCAAGAGAUAAUAACACUGCUGCAUAUGAAGAAAAUGACAAUAAAUUCAAGAUGAUUAUUGGCAAUUUAAAGGAUGGUCAAGAGCCAACUCCCAAAGACAGCCAAUCUCAAACUACAGUUAACAUCCAUGCGGCGGCAGCCGCUGCUAUUCUUCAGGCAGCUACUAGGGGUAUUAAAAGGCCCAAUUUAGAAAUUUUUAGUAAGACGUCAAGUGGUAAUGGUCAAGGCCUUGGAAGUGAUGGUAGGAAUUUGUCCAUCUCUGGGAGUUUGCCGUCAUCUCAAUGGCAGGGUUUUGUUCCACAUUUCAAUCUGAACGCAGAGGCUAGUGCUUCUGUUCCAGUUGCCAAGGCUAUUGCAGAAAAAGUGGCUAUUGCAGCAGCAGGUGAGGCAGACUCCUCUGAAGCACAUAUGUCUAAAGAGCAAAAGCUUAAAGCAGAGAGAUUGAAACGUGCGAAGAUGUUUGCAGCCAUGAUAAAAAGUGGAGCUGGAGCACUUAAAAGUGAACUGCCAAGAGCUUUCUCUGUUGAACCACCAGGCUCUGGGCUUUCAGGUUCAGAUGCUGAGAUUGGAAAUCUUGUGAGUAAAGAAAGAGAAGGAAGUUCCGUUCCAUUCAACGCUGAUAACUCGGAUAAAAGUCAUAAGUCUGAAGAAAAGCUAUCUGAUAAUAAUUCAGAUAGAAGUCACAAGUCUGAGGAAAAACUUGCUGUUGAUAAUAAUAUUGAAAGGCGAUCAAAAAGAAAGUACCGAUCAAGGUCCAGUAGACAUGAAGAAGAAGAAGAGGAAGAGGUAGAAGAAGAAAAUAAAGAAGAUAUAAGGGAUCAGAAACGAUCCAGAAAAAAGCAUCGAUCACAUCGAUCUUCACACAGAAGUCGUGAUAGAGAUUCAGACAGAGACAGGGAUAAAAUCAGGCGGAAGCACAACAGAAGAGAUUCAGACAGAGAUAGGGACAGAAUCAGAAGUAAGCAUGAUAGCUCUUCCGACGAAGAGCAUCAACACUUGAGGCGUCAUAGCAAUUAUGAUAGCUCCUCUGAUGAAAAGCACGGAUCUCCUAGACGAUAUCGUGGAGAGAGUGGCUUGUCAGACCGUGAGCAUAGACAUUCCCGUAGACAUUAUAGUUCAUCUGAGGAUGAGCAUAGACACCGACACCGAAGCAGAAAGACAAAGCACAAGAGCAGGAGGUCUCAUGCCGAAAGAGAUGCUGAGUUGGAGGAGGGGGAGAUAGUGAAAUCAGACAAGUCGCAAGUAAGCGAACUUGGGCGAGUUAGCAGGGAGGCUUCUGCUGAGUUAUAUAAGUCUACAAAAGCACCAUCUCAAUCACCUGAAGUAACUAAUGUUUCUGAUGAGCUUAGAGCCAAAAUUAGAGCCAUGUUGAUGGAAAAUUUGUAA